UAGGAAUUAGCAUCACAACCCCAACACGAUGUCACAAAACACGCUGAGAGCGGCAAUACUUAUAGUCUCUACCACAGCUGUAGAGGAUCAUUCUACUGAUAAAUCCUGCGAUAUCCUCAAAGAUGUCUUUAGGCAAGAAGCGGACGGUCAAUGGGAGUGGGAUGUUGUGGAGACCAAGAUCGUUGGCGAUGUAGUCGAGGACAUACAGGAAGCUAUCAAGCAUUGGGCGGGCCAGGAUAAUCCGGUCAAUGUCAUAAUUACUACCGGAGGAACUGGCUUUGCUGUCGCUGACAAUACCCCAGAAGCUGUCUCACCACUAUUACAUCGCCAGGCUCCAGGCCUCGUAUAUGGAAUGCUCUCAUCUUCAGCCGCCAUAACACCAUUUGCACUCAUGUCACGCCCUGUUGCUGGUGUCCGCAACAAGAGCAUCAUUAUCACCCUCCCAGGCUCGCCAAAGGGCGCCAAGGAGAAUCUCCAGUGCAUAUUAAAGCUCCUACCUCAUGCAUGCUUGCAAGCAGCAGGGGCGGACUCCAGAUCUCUACAUGCUGGAGGCAUCAAAAAGCUGGAAUCGGAGGCUGGAAUAAGCUCUAGCGGAUCUCACGCUGGCCAUCACGGCUAUGGUCACGGUCACGACCACUCGCACACACACGGUCAUAGCCACUGCUAUAAUCAUGGCCAUGGGCACGCAAUGCCAGUUCGCCACACAAGAGAAACGGAUAAUCCUCAAUCUAACGACCCCGCGGCCGGCCCGUCACGACGACACCGGUCAUCACCGUAUCCGACGCUUGAAGUUAGCCAUGCCUUGGAACUAAUCAAAAAUGAGACUCCAGCCCCUCAAAUAAUAUCCGCCAAAGUGGAUGGAUUGCUUGUCGGCUUUGUUCUUGCGGAAGAUGUCACCGCUACUGAGGCAGUGCCUGCGUUUAGGGCAAGCAUCGUUGAUGGCUACGCUGUCAUUGUCCCCGAAGGAGGAGAGAGUUCCGCUGGUGUGUUCCCUGUUGCAUCUAUCUCGCAUGCCGCACCGGGGGAGAUCAAGCCACUGUUGAAGGGGCAAAUAACUCGUAUCACCACCGGCGCGCCUCUUCCUCCAGGGGCAACGUCGGUUAUUAUGGUUGAAGACACAGUCCUCAAAUCGACUUCUGAAGAUGGUACAGAAGAGAAGGAAGUUGAGAUCUUGGCCACAGACGUCAAAUCUGGUGAGAAUAUCCGUGAAGUUGGCAGUGAUAUCCAGUCAGGGUCUGUUAUUCUCCGUAAAGGUGACCAGAUAUCUGCCACGGGUGGCGAGCUAGGGUUAUUGGUUUCUGUUGGUAGAACUGAGGUCAAGGUUUAUCGCCGCCCUGUUGUUGGCGUUCUUUCUACAGGAGACGAAAUAGUGCAGCACGAUCGCCCUGGACACCUUCGUCUGGGAGAAGUGAGGGAUUGCAACCGCCCUACCAUCAUGGCUGCAGUCAGAAGCUGGGGUUUUGAAGCCCGAGACCUCGGAAUUGCAAGUGAUACCCCCGGAUCGCUCGAGGAAACUCUUCGCGCGGCACUACGACAAGUGGAUGUUAUUAUCACCUCAGGUGGUGUCUCAAUGGGCGAGCUAGAUCUGCUCAAGCCUACUAUCGAGCGGCAGCUCGCUGGGACAAUACAUUUCGGGCGCGUAGCUAUGAAGCCGGGAAAGCCGUCGACAUUUGCUACAGUGCCAGUAAAAUCUAACAAUGGUGCUCCCGUCAAGAAGCUGGUAUUUUCCCUCCCUGGAAACCCCGCGAGCGCUGUCGUGGCAUUUCACCUCUUCGUGCUUCCUAGCUUGCAUUUUGCGAGUGGAGUGCAGCCGGCCGGCUUACCUUCGGUACCAGUGCUACUCGGACACGAGAUCAGGCUGGAUAAGCAGAGGAAAGAAUAUCACCGUGCGGUGGUAAGUGUUGGGAGAAACGGGAAACUGGUGGCAACAAGUACCGGGGCGCAAAGGAGCUCGAUGGUUGGGAGUUUGAAAAGUGCGAAUGCACUGCUAUGUUUGCCAAUCGGUGACAAAGUUGGCAAAGGUGAGGAAGUGCAGGCUCUGCUCAUGGGACCUAUUUCAGCACCGUAAUUAUAAGUUCGAGUUAAUGUGAACUAACACAA
Pseudogymnoascus destructans is the source of this 2100-nucleotide messenger RNA. RefSeq lists its product as uncharacterized. Gene Ontology annotation, molecular function: molybdopterin molybdotransferase activity. The coding region runs from base 29 to 2068 and encodes 679 amino acids. The record is from RefSeq and is a predicted model, not a curated record. The transcript is spliced from 3 exons. Gene Ontology annotation, cellular component: cytoplasm; cytosol. Gene Ontology annotation, biological process: molybdenum incorporation into molybdenum-molybdopterin complex; Mo-molybdopterin cofactor biosynthetic process. NCBI's taxonomy places the organism in Eukaryota, Fungi, Ascomycota, Leotiomycetes, Thelebolales, Thelebolaceae.